AUGGCUUUCCUUUCUGGUGCAGAGUCAGAUUCUACUCUAGUUGUAACAAGCAUGGAUUCCGAAUGCACUCCUGGAGCCAAAAACGAAAUAGGUUUUGAAAAAGAUUGGUUCAAUGCGACCGUUGAAAGCGAAGUAUGGCGCGGUAAUAAACUGCGUAAAAAAAAACCACAACCAGAUUCGAGUUACUAUGAAACAAGUGUAGCCAAUAUCGAUUUUUUAGGAUCGUUCGUGAAGCAAUGCCAAAAAAAGCGAAAUAAAUACUCUAAAAACAAGACGAACCCAAGUUCACCAACCUCAAAAUCUCCGUACCGACGGCGACCGACUUCAGCUGACACGGCUGCUACUUAUUCAGCAGCGCACAAAUAUUGCAUUCCUAGUUUACCACGAGGCAGAUCUAAAAUUCCCAAACACAAGAAGUGCCCGAUGAGAAUAGCGGAGCUGGCUGUGCCAACCAAACGACAAUGUAUUGAUACUUGGAGAAACAAAUCUGAUAUACUACCGGAGUUUAUGGUAGAAAGAUUGAAACAACAUGUGUUGGACCAACGACCAAUUGUAAAAAUACCAGAAGCAAUAAUUUGCUUUCAACGGCGAAGUCCAUCAACAUCAAAAACACGCUGUAAGUCUGCUGAAAAGAAACGAGAAAAUUAUGUAGACCUCUCGAAACCCAGUCGUUAUAUGGAUUCAAGAACCUUAUGUAUAUUAUUUGCACAUAAAAUUACUAAAAGGCUAUCAAAACAUCUAAAUUUAACUUUGAAUUCAGAUUUGAAAAGAUUAUCUAAAAUAAUUCAUGAAGAUAUAGCGAAGUUACUAACUAAAUGUACGUUUAGUAAAAAAACUAAGUAUAAAGCUAUACAUACAGAUGUAUCAAAUAAAAUUACAAUUUGGAUAACAAGUAUUUUAGACGAUUUAUCACUAAAGCUUCUCGAAGAAGAUUUAAGGGAUCUGGAAGAAGAAGAAGGCCCCGUACUGGACUUUAUUGACGACCUAUUUGAUAAUGUUAUAGAUAUAUGCCAACCCCCGCCAAUGCACGUCGAGUCAGAGUCAGAAGAAUCAAACAAAUCAGGAACAUCAGAAGCUAACGAAGUGAUAGAACUACCGGUUGAUACAGAUAUACCUGUGACAAAAGCAGAAGAAAUAUUAAAUACUGCAGAAACUGAAAAUAUGUCUGAUGAAGAGUAUAUACGAAAAGAAAUUCAAAAUGUAAUUGACAACAUUAGAUUUGAUCCUACAGAUUAUUUCAGAAAUGAAAUUGCCAACAUUAUAGAUAAUAUAAACAAAGAAUCCGGAGAUGAUACAAGUAACGGUUCAGGAGAUGUCACUGAUAACGACAUUGAUACAAAUACACUGCCAGCAGAAAUAAAAAGCAAUAAUAAUAAUAACGCAGGCUUAGCUAUAACACUUUCGAUAUAA
This is a messenger RNA of Spodoptera littoralis (African cotton leafworm), 1410 nucleotides long. The record is from the annotation of a GenBank genome assembly. NCBI's taxonomy places the organism in Eukaryota, Metazoa, Arthropoda, Insecta, Lepidoptera, Noctuidae.